Messenger RNA from Aplosporella prunicola CBS 121167, 804 nucleotides. RefSeq lists its product as uncharacterized. Lineage: Eukaryota; Fungi; Ascomycota; Dothideomycetes; Botryosphaeriales; Aplosporellaceae. The record is from RefSeq and is a predicted model, not a curated record. The transcript has 4 exons. Bases 1 to 804 code for a protein of 267 amino acids.
AUGCGCGACAGAGGCACGAAAGCUCGGGUUGACGGCACUAUAACGAAAAUUCGCCUUGAAUGUGACAGGAUCGAGACCCUCAGCGUUGCCAGUCACCCUAAGCAAAUACGUGCUCAGUUAUACCACAGCGAUCCUUCUGAUAUCACUCUGGCCUCUGAUAUUAAGAACUACCGGUAUAAACUGAAGCUGCUACGCCUUGGCGGCCUUACACCCAUUCAGCGGAUGGUGAAGGAGUUUCAGGACAGUUAUGAAUGGGUUUACGACUACAAGCUGGAUACUAAGGAUGGAGAGGGCCCUGCUCCGGCCCAUCUCGUGUUCUGGGCACAUAAGCGUUCACUGAAGCUCCAGCAGCGCUGGAGCCAAGUUAUCAUGCUCGACUGCACGUAUAACUCGAACCUUGAGGGUACUCCACUACUUCACAUCGUCGGCAAGACCCCUUCAGGACGUUCUUUCGUUAUUGGGUACUGCCUAAUAGCAAGAGAGGGCGCUGCUGAAUGGCAUAUUGCCAAGAAUGUCAGUAUAAGGAUCGAUCAGGCGUGGGCACACGGCGCAGAGGAGACUGCUGAAGAAGGUGUUGAUAUCGAUAUCGCCCGGGACGACUGUAAGAAGCGUUUCUUCGAGUUAUCUAUAGCCCGUAGCGUAGCUGAAUGGGACGAGCGUUGGGCCGCCUUUCAGGACGACUACGCCGAGCAGGGAGCCCUGAUCGACUAUGUUCGCAACCAGUGGGUGCCCCUGAAGGAGCAGUGGUGCCAGUAUUACAUCAGUAGCAGAGGGUUCUCACGCUCGUAUCAAGUCCUUUUUUAG